This is a messenger RNA of Annulohypoxylon truncatum, 3315 nucleotides long. RefSeq lists its product as uncharacterized. The coding region runs from base 347 to 3109 and encodes 920 amino acids. The transcript is spliced from 2 exons. NCBI's taxonomy places the organism in Eukaryota, Fungi, Ascomycota, Sordariomycetes, Xylariales, Hypoxylaceae. The record is from RefSeq and is a predicted model, not a curated record.
UCAAAAAUUUUCACGUCUCUCAUUAGACUUCUUCUCUGCCUUUUCUGAUCUUUCCAUUUCUUUUCAUCGUCCUACCGCGCUCUUACAUUAAUACUACACACUGCUCGUCCUUUGUGACCGUCACGAUCUCCGAACCGCUCGGACUCCACACUCAUUAUCGUACCCGCUUAUACGUUGAAACGAAAAACGAAAACCCACGUCGAAUUAUACGUCGAAAAUUCGCAGUUUAUGAAAAUAGCUAUGGCAUGUGUCGAAACGUUGUCUUAGUUGCAGGACUUAGGUAAUCAUCUAGAAAAAAAAAUUCGAGGAGUUUUUCCGCAACUCCGGGCCGGGCCCGCGGCAGAGGAUGUCAUCUUCGACCUCAUCAUCAUUAUCAUCCCAAUCGCCGAGACCGCCGUUGCAAGAAAGGUCGGAAGCGGAAAAGAAUAAGCUGCAGAUUCGCAUCGUCCCUUACUCACCUCCGAGGCCGGGAGAUGGCGAAAGCAGCAGCAAGUCUCACGUGCAAGAACAGGAAGCCGGAAACAAUGUUCAAAAUAACACGAACGCGACCAAUGACCGAGAAGCUAUUACUACGCCACAGAGGAGGAGAGCCACCAGCUAUGGGAGUGAAGGAUAUGGCGCAGAAUCUCAGUCUCCGUCCCCGUCGUUUUCGACACCAGCCUCGCCAUUGGAGAGAGUUAAGGGCAAAGGUGUUUCAGGGACGAAACUCGCCUCUGACUCGGCUGGCCUUGGGCGCACUGCCCCACCAUCCCCUGUCCUUAACAGGCCCUCAUAUGGAAGCAGUAAUGACAGGCCCGCUAAUGCCCAGCCUGAGUUGUCGUCGUCGCGCCACGAUGACAGAUCAGCUUCGUCGACGUGGAAACGGCCCUUGUCGAGGAGAGAAACUUUCAUCAACGUCCACGCCGACAAGACUUUCUCAGUUGUGCUCAAGUCGACGCGUCAGCGACAGUCCGACCGGUCGGCAUCUACUAAUACCACAUCUCUUCACCCCUCCAACACCUCCGUUAUCAGCUCGCAUGAAGAAAGCUCAUUUGUCGCAUCUACCGAAGAUCGUCACGGCUCCCCAUUAAGUUCCGUACCCGAGCGCAGCGUCUCGCCCUACACCUCAAUUGCCCCAUCGACAGCCACAGCGUUACCUGAAGAGCAGGAGACCGAAUCUUCUUCGCCCUGGAAUUAUCGCAUGGUCGGUGGCUUGCGCAAGGUCCCCAAAACUCCUGAUUUCAAAGGCAAAGGCAAGGAAAGGUAUCUUUCCGAAUCACCGCUCCCGCCGUUACCAAGCACAGUUGUCACGCCACCGGAGCAGCCAUCUUCUCAUCUCGCGGCGAAACCGUCCUUCGCUUCCGAACAAACAGAUUCGACUCUCGAAGAGACGACGAAUUAUAAAAUUAUUGGACGUAGCUCUCCACCUUUACCUUACACAGACAGCAUUGAGGACGUCGAGGAAUCUCCCUCGUCAAGUAGCUCAAACAUCAAACUUCUCGGUCAAUCAUCUCCCGCGCAGACCCUCGCCUCGUCCGCCGCUGCUCCGGGAUACGCCGACACGCCAGGAAGCAAGAAUUAUAUCGUUUACGGCGAUACUUCACCGCUCUCUUCGUCAGCUACUCCUUUCCGAGGUCACCACUACCAUUCUUCUGACGAGAGUUCCACCCGGCAACUACGGGAGAAAUACUCGCAGGAAAGUCUUGUCGUUCCUCCGCUUCGGCCACACAAGAGAUCAUCGUCCGAGAACUUUGGUUACUAUAAGCAGCAAUCGAAAGAGAACCUCCGAGGACGCGCGAACUCGUUUUCGUCCCUUUCCAGCAUAGCUAGCCAGGAUACCGCAUCCCUCUUCGGCGGUAACACUCCGAACGUUGUUCGUCUGGCCCAUACGCCUUCCACCUCGUCUAUUCCGCGAUCUACAUGGGUAGGAACAGCAAGCAUUCCGCAACAACGGGUACGGAUGGAUGUGCAUCAAUGGAGCUCGCAGCUCUCGACUGUGAUGUCCGAGUACGAAGGCAGCGAUCCGGGUUCUCAGCUAGCCUCUCAACUAGGUUCUCAUCCGGGCUCGCGUGUCGUCUCCGUCGGUUCAAUUCCGGAGCGGGUUAGCAGCGCUUUCGGAAGCAGGGACAGCCGACAAAUGCGAAGCAUAUCGUCAUCGCUGGGCCUAGAAAAUAUCGAUGUACGAAGAUCACACUCGAGAUCUCAUUCAAGAUCGAAUUCCCAGGGCGACUCCAUAGAACGCCCCGGACCUUCGUAUGCGAGAAAUGGACUUCCCAGCCCUCUCAUCCGUACUGUUCGGGAUCAUGACGAACACGGUGACGGAUUAGCGGAUCUCCACCAAUUAGACCACAAAUCAUCUCGAACUCGUUUGGGCUUCUCUAGACAAGCUUCGGAUCGGAGUCUCCGCUCGUCCGGUAGCUCCCGCGCCGGAAGCUUGACGGCAGCUUCUCUGCCAACUUGGGCACGACUUUAUUACGGUAGCGGAGAGAGACGAUGGCUCGCUCCGGCUUCAAUCAGGUCUAUGUCCGAAGCAGGUGAUAGUCGCCCUCCAAGCCCUUGGAUCGGUGGUGGCGGUUCUCCAGCUCACGACCAAACGAUAUAUAACCCUCGCCGUCGACCAAUGGACAUCGAUAUUCGUGGCCAGCGACGGGGUUCGAUGGAUAUUGAACCGGUUAGCGAGACUGGCGAUGUUCGGCUAGCCCCUAGAAAGAAGACGUCGAGUAUCUGGUCACCUCACCUUCGUCUGGACACGCGAGCUAGCGGCUUCAGCGCUUGGAACGCUCCUUCUGUCACCUGGUCUGCCGACAGCGGCGUGUUUGGGAGGCGCAAUAUUCAGGUGGUCCUGUUUGUUGCGGGAUUUCUAUUCCCAUUCGCAUGGAUGGUUGCAGCGUUCCUGCCGCUACCUCCGAAACCAACGCUUGCCAUGGACGAGCGAGAUCGAAGCACGACCGAAUUUGCUUCCGAAUCAGGGGAGCCUCCGCGAGGACAUGUCCUCGUCGAUGAUUCGCGAUACCAGAGCGCGAGAUGGUGGAGAAACGUGAACCGAUUCAUGGGCGUCGCCGGACUGUUAAUCCUCGGGGCGGUUAUCGCUCUGAUAAUAAUAGGCGUUCGACAGAAAUGGGCUCACUAAUGACGAUAAUGGCGACGAAGGCGCUCGCGCGCGCAACUCCGAACAUACGACACAACAGCUUUUCUAUUUUCAUCUUUUCAACAACGACUGUACGAUUUUCUACGUAAUAUGUAAUGACGACUUCACGAGCCAUGCGGCUUACACCUCCGACCUUAGACAUUCCGGUGCGACAUCCGACACUUAUCAUUUUGAUGGGGAUCUACGAA